AUGAUACGUAGAUUUGUAGAUAUCGGACACGCGAGGGAAAAUGCUGGAAAAACAUCAGACAGUGCGGAUUUCCUCGCAACUCGCCCACACACAGCCGCCGUGAUCCCCGGCAAGCCUGCUGGCAACCCACUGCAAUUUAUCAAGGUUGGGCCCGCAGAUUUGGGCACCAGGGCCCGGGAGCAGUUGAGAAGAGCUGAGCUCGCAAAGCGAACAGAACCCGCCCGGAUAGAACGGCAGGAGGAGUGGCAGUCGAACUUAGACAAUUGGAAGUCAUCACGGCGGAAGCGAGUUGAGCACAUCAUCGAACGGUGCGUUGAGGUAAAGCGGUUUGAGCACGAGAUCAACCAGCCCCGUGGCAAGGGCAAGACAUUCAACGAGAUGCUGGAGGAACGGUCACAAACAAUUCCAUCACCCAAGGCAUUGUCUGAAAAUAGUGAAAACCAGCAAUUAGCUUCGCAACUAAUCGUAAAUUAA
Molecule: messenger RNA, 474 nt
Organism: Pieris macdunnoughi
Lineage: Eukaryota; Metazoa; Arthropoda; Insecta; Lepidoptera; Pieridae
Source: the annotation of a GenBank genome assembly